Messenger RNA from Colletotrichum orchidophilum, 627 nucleotides. RefSeq lists its product as uncharacterized. The record is from RefSeq and is a predicted model, not a curated record. The coding region runs from base 1 to 627 and encodes 208 amino acids. The transcript has a single exon. NCBI's taxonomy places the organism in Eukaryota, Fungi, Ascomycota, Sordariomycetes, Glomerellales, Glomerellaceae.
AUGUACUUCACAAUAUCACCCCCAACACCCCGAGAAGCCUCGCAAAUCGUCUCGAUACACAUAUCCUCAAUGUCCUCAAACCCGCUCCUCCUCCUCAUCCUCCAAUUCCCCACUGAGGCCUCCCUUGCCGACCUCCACGACUACCUCAUAGCCGAUGUCCUGCAGCACCUCGCUCACAACCCGUCGCGAAUCCUCGUAGCUCGAGUCAAAUCCGACUCCAACUCCGACGCCGGGGACGAGGUUAGCGGCGGCGGCGGCGGCGGACAUGUCGUCUCCUUUGUAAAAUUCGACAUCGUCCGACGUCGACGUCGUAGUCGUACGGGCGAUUCCAUGCCUAACCGAGAGCGAGACGAAUCCACCGCCACCGGCUCCCAAAAGCUUAGGCCGGGCAAACUGGCGGCGGCCGAUUUGGACUAUGCGAAAGAGAAGCCUCUUCAGGACGGACAACACCUCCAACAGUCAAAAGCGGAGUGGGGCGGAGAUGAGGCAAGUGCGGAGGAAGACGAGAGUGAGGAAGCAGAGAAGUGGCCCGCUUCGGCGAGCCAAGAAUACCUCACCGCCUACGCGACCACCGCAUCUAAAGCACGUCGGGAAGCCAUGGGCUCACGGCCGUUGCUUCGUGAGUAA